Molecule: messenger RNA, 342 nt
Organism: Phytophthora sojae
Lineage: Eukaryota; Oomycota; Peronosporomycetes; Peronosporales; Peronosporaceae
Exons: 1
Source: RefSeq, a predicted model, not a curated record
AUUCUGUAUGCCACCCACUUAUCGAUUCUAGUCCACAUGCCAAGCGUCAAAUACUAUCCCAACACUCGAAACCUUACGUCGGACCAGCUACAAACCAAUGUGCUGAGCAUUUUGACAUACGCGGUAACGAAGAUCUUGUCUCUAGUAUUGCUUCACGUUGUGGUCAAAUGCAAGCUCGGCUUCUCGUUACUCUAUCAGCUCGCGUAUGUGUUGGAAACUGAGACGGAAGCGCUGCAAGGGCGGUUGUUUGUGUGGAUCAUUCUGUUGCUGCAGCUCCCGUUGGUUCACUUCGGUACGGGACUCAAUGUAGUUAAAUCAUGCGGGAUUUUUUGCAUCAUCUGA